This is a messenger RNA of Thlaspi arvense, 534 nucleotides long. NCBI's taxonomy places the organism in Eukaryota, Viridiplantae, Streptophyta, Magnoliopsida, Brassicales, Brassicaceae. The record is from the annotation of a GenBank genome assembly.
CCCAAAUAUUCUUUAUUUAUCUAUUUCUCAGUAUUGACGAACACCCAUCAAUGGAGUUCUUAAUAAAUUGAAAUAAGUAUAUUUUUUUGUUAUAGAUUUCAAAAUCUAUAAGAAGAUGAGAAGACGAAGGAGCAACGGAUUUGGCUGCACAGAAAUAUUUGAAAUACAAAAAAAUAAGAGAAAGGCUAGCACAUCUUCACCAUCAAAGAACGUGAAUGGCAUAACUGUGCUACUAGAGCCAAGGUUUCAGAAAAAUCUCUGCAUUUUUAUGGUCACAAUAGAGUUAUACACCAGAUAUUGGAGAGGAAGAUUUGAAGAUACAAAAGUGAUUUUGACGCAAGAAAACAACAUAGUGGCUAAUCAUUUGGCUAAAUCAAAUCUUUCAUUAAAUUGUAAUUUUAACAGAUAUUUUAUUAUCUCAUUGUAUAAUUAAUCCCUUUGAUAAGGAUUACUACGAUUUUUGUUUUUAUUUUUGAAUGAAAACAGUUGUUAAAUAAUAAAUAUAAAUCAUUAAUAGAUAAUUCUAUAUUUUUU